AUGCAGCAUCGCACGGGGAGGGCAGUAUACUCGAAAGGCGGUCGCCAUGUACCAAUGCCUAAGUUCAACAGCGGGGCAAAGUUGGUGGAUGCAAUUUUCAAUAAUGCAGCAGGAUCAACGACCGACCAAGUGGCAAACACAGUCAAUGCCAAUGCCAGUGCUCAUUACCGACGACGCAAGUACGUGUACGAAAAACAUGCUCUUUCCGCAUGUCUGAAUUACGAUAUCGGCUUAUAUCAAUACCACCAUCAUUAUAUGCGACCCACCUCACUUGAAUUGGAAUCAACGAGUUCUCAGUGUGCUGCCACAUUACAAAGGACCACCAUGGACCUAUAUGAUACUUUACAGGCUGAAUUCCCCCAAAUCGAUACUUCCCUUCUUGCAGCUAUCAUUGCAGACCAUGUGCAAGAAGGGGACGAUACCACCUACUCCUCUGACCAGGUCGAGACCAUACGAGAUAUAUUAAAGGUCCUUGCAAACCAGGCGCAGGAGGAUGAGUGCGAGCUAGACGACAUCAUGUCCAUUACGUCUCUCACCACUCCAGACCUGUGCGACAGUACAACUGCGAGCGAAUCAUCUUUAUCUCAGCACUCGUUCAGCUCGCCACUUGGCUUCUUGCAAGAAGCUUUCUCGGAUGUGCCUAUGGAACGCCUCAAACGCCUGCUGAGAGAAGAGUGUGGAGAAGUCCUGGAGGGAAACGGAGAUGUUGACAUGGAAAGAGUGGUGGAACAUAUCUUGAACAUGGAACAUAUACGCGACCUCGAGGAGCGUGGAAUUGAUGCCCUUGAACGAACUCCUUCACCAUUGCUCGAUGGGGACUGGGAAACCGUCAUACAUACGAAACCGAAAUCGACACCUAAGCUCGCCACGCCCACAAAAAAGAAGGCUAAGGGUCGUACGAUCAAAAUUGUGGAUAUGAUGCAGACACAGCAUGCCCCCCCUUCUUUAUUGCAGGCGAAAGGGAUGCAAAAGGAGGGGGUGACGAUGGGCGCUAUGGGCGCGGGUGUGGACAUAUGGACGCAAGUCUCCUCCCUUUCUACUCACCUCGCUGCACUACUUCCUCCAGCCCCACCAUCACAUUUCGCCCCCUUUUUCCACUCCCCAACACACGCCACACCCGCGCACGCCCUUCGCGCUGCUCUUGCAGCCUUGCCCUCGACUUCUACUAGCAUCAAACACAAAGCUAAUAAAAAAUCUCCUAUCAAGAAAUCUAAUCAAGAUGCAGAAACCAACACGCUAUUCGCCCUUCUCGACCUCCUCGAAGCCUCGCCCACUUUUGCCACUCUUGAUGCGGAACAACGUAAUACGUUGUACGCAGACGCCCGCGUCGCACUCUCUGCCGCACAGAACAGGCCGGAUGAUGCUCUAGAUAUCGUUUGGAUUCUGCGUGACCUCGAGCAUCCCGCAUGCCAAGCAGGAAUAUAUCAUCUCCCACCUCCGGUUUCAGGCUCAAGGUCAAAUUCUACUCCUGCACGUGCAAAGUUGCCGACCGGUCCCCCGCCUGUGCCGCCUCCACCAACGUUGAAGCGGAAAUCUGCAACCUCUCCUUCCAGUCCUAUCACACAGCCCCAACUCUCGGAGCCAUGGCAAGAUGUGCCGAUUCGAACCCCCAGAACCACACAACCCCCGGAGAACCCCAACCCCACGAACAAGCGUAAAAUCCGUGGCGCAGGCAAUGUGUUCGGCAAAGGCGGGAAGGGGGAUGCUGGAGAACUCGCCAAGAACGGGACAGGAGGGAGCAUCUCUGGGACGCGGCAUGCGCACUUUGCGCGUGGGAUGCUUCAGGCGCGCAUACAGCGCGAAGACCUGCUGCGCGAGGCGGGCCGAGCAUGGCGGGGUUCACUGGGCGGGGAGGUGGCGCUGUACUAUGCGCAGAGAGCGAGAGAGGUUACGGAGAAGGCGCGGGAGGACGCAUUGGAUGAGGCAAGAGGGUUAGUUGAAGCGAAGAGAUACGCUUCCGACGACAAAAGAUCCAUCGACCUACACGGGACAUGUGUUCAAGAGGCGAUAGUGAUCACAAGUGAGAUCUUAGAGAGGGAGGGAUGUUCACCUGUUACUGGGCAUUUUGCUGAACGGAGCUAUGUGUCAUACCCCCUUCGCCUUAUUACUGGCCGCGGUACCCACUCUGCAGGGGGCGUGGGCGUGUUGAAGCCCGCAGUACACCGUGCGCUCGUGAACAAGGGGUGGGAUGUAAGGAUGUGGGACGGAGGGUUAGUCGUUCGGGGACGGGAGCGAUGGCGUGUGCCUUGA
Molecule: messenger RNA, 2250 nt
Organism: Suillus plorans
Lineage: Eukaryota; Fungi; Basidiomycota; Agaricomycetes; Boletales; Suillaceae
Exons: 7
Coding region: 1-2250 (749 amino acids)
Source: RefSeq, a predicted model, not a curated record